Molecule: messenger RNA, 863 nt
Organism: Sinocyclocheilus grahami
Lineage: Eukaryota; Metazoa; Chordata; Actinopteri; Cypriniformes; Cyprinidae
Exons: 9
Coding region: 99-821 (240 amino acids)
Biological process (GO): proteolysis
Molecular function (GO): cysteine-type peptidase activity; protein binding
Source: RefSeq, a predicted model, not a curated record
UUAAAUUACUGUUAGUUUUUUUUUUAUUGUUUUAAGACUAACAAAAAAAGACACAUUGUAGUACUUUGCUGUUAUUUUCAUAGCUAAACCAUGCCUUAAUGGAGACGGGACCAGCCGAUGAAUUUUUGGCAUCUGUUGGAACUACAGUCCUCACCAGGAUGGAUUUACUUACUUUAGGGCACCAACGUGAUGUAGAAGCAACAGGCAUUCCCAGACAACACAAUUCAAAUAACUGUGGAGUGUUUGUGUUGAUGUAUGCACUCUACGUGGUAUUGGAGGGGCAUUUUGAUUUCAACGAAUAUGACAUGCCAACAAUUAGAAGGUGGUGGUGUAUGCUUCUGCUGAGUAAUUAUCUAUUGAAGUCAAACGCGGAACGAAAACAACUCAGAAAAAAGAGGAGACUAGAAAGAGCAGCCCCUCCCCCACCUCCACCUGUUGAUUACUUGACCAAGAUGCCACUGGAGAUCCUCGGGCAGAUCCUGUUGAGAGUGGUCUCAGACGAUGGAGACAUGGCCUUUAUGAGACUUUCUCUCACGUGCAAGCUUUUUAGGGACAUUGCCAGUGAGACAAAAUUCAAAGAAGAGGCCCACUUCAUGUGGCUAGACAGUAAGUUCUUUAACUCUAACGUGUAUCCCAGACAGGACAGGCUGCAGCCGGGUGCUUCUCUACGGUGCUGUGAAAUAUUUAAAGACUGCCCACCUGGCUAUGGUGGGAAUGGCAGGAGGGGAGUCCUGCGUGGGUUUUAUUCCUUCAAAGACUUUGAGGGCUACUGCUCAGUUGAUUGUUUUAUUAAUGAUGGAGGUGAAUUUCAGAACGUGUAGAUGCAAUUUCUUUCUUUCUCAUGUGUCAUGUUUAUGGUUUUA